Molecule: messenger RNA, 2147 nt
Organism: Mus caroli (Ryukyu mouse)
Lineage: Eukaryota; Metazoa; Chordata; Mammalia; Rodentia; Muridae
Gene: Sucla2
Product: succinate-CoA ligase ADP-forming subunit beta
Biological process (GO): succinyl-CoA metabolic process; tricarboxylic acid cycle
Cellular component (GO): mitochondrion; succinate-CoA ligase complex
Molecular function (GO): ATP binding; metal ion binding; succinate-CoA ligase (ADP-forming) activity
Source: RefSeq, a predicted model, not a curated record
GCCCGGAGAGCAACUGCGUCUCUGCGCCUGCGCGGUGCCCAGGGGACGGGUGGGACUCAGAAAUGGCGGCGUCCAUGUUCUACGGCCGGCAGUUGGCCGCGGCCGCCCUGAGGAGCCACCGGCCACAGACUACGCUGCGAGCCGCCGCCCAGGUUCUGGGAAAUUCUGGCUUGUUUAACAAGCAUGGACUGCAAGUGCAGCAGCAGCAGCAGAGGACUCUUUCACUGCAUGAAUACUUGAGUAUGGAGUUAUUGCAGGAAGCAGGUGUCUCUGUUCCCAAAGGCUUCGUGGCAAAGUCAUCCGAUGAAGCUUACGCAAUUGCCAAAAAAUUAGGAUCAAAGGAUGUUGUGAUAAAGGCACAGGUUUUGGCUGGCGGCAGAGGAAAAGGAACAUUUACAAGUGGCCUCAAAGGAGGAGUGAAGAUCGUUUUCUCUCCAGAAGAAGCAAAAGCUGUUUCCUCACAGAUGAUUGGGCAAAAAUUGAUUACCAAGCAAACUGGAGCAAAGGGCAGAAUAUGCAAUCAAGUUUUGGUCUGUGAGCGCAAAUAUCCCAGGAGAGAAUACUACUUUGCAAUAACAAUGGAGAGGUCGUUUCAAGGUCCUGUACUGAUAGGAAGCGCACAAGGUGGUGUUAACAUUGAAGACGUGGCUGCCGAGAACCCUGAAGCCAUUGUAAAGGAGCCUGUUGAUAUAGUGGAGGGCAUCAAAAAGGAACAAGCCGUGACACUUGCACAGAAGAUGGGAUUUCCUUCAAACAUUGUGGACUCUGCAGCAGAAAACAUGAUCAAGCUUUAUAAUCUUUUUCUGAAGUAUGAUGCAACUAUGGUAGAAAUAAACCCAAUGGUAGAAGAUUCUGACGGAAAGGUGUUGUGCAUGGAUGCAAAGAUCAAUUUUGAUUCAAAUUCAGCCUAUCGCCAGAAGAAGAUCUUUGAUCUUCAGGACUGGAGUCAGGAAGAUGAAAGGGACAAAGAAGCAGCUAAUGCAGAUAUUAACUAUAUUGGCCUCGAUGGGAGCAUAGGCUGUCUAGUAAAUGGUGCUGGCUUGGCUAUGGCCACAAUGGAUAUAAUAAAACUACACGGAGGGACUCCAGCCAACUUUCUUGAUGUUGGUGGAGGCGCCACAGUCCAGCAAGUAACAGAAGCGUUUAAACUCAUCACUUCAGAUAAAAAGGUGCAGGCUAUUCUGGUCAACAUUUUUGGAGGAAUCAUGAGAUGUGAUGUUAUUGCACAAGGGAUAGUCAUGGCAGUAAAGGAUUUAGAAAUCAGAAUACCUGUUGUGGUACGGUUACAAGGUACACGAGUUGAUGAUGCUAAGGCACUAAUAGCAGACAGUGGUCUUAAAAUCCUUGCUUGCGAUGAUUUGGAUGAAGCUGCUAAAAUGGUUGUAAAGCUCUCUGAAAUAGUGACCUUAGCCAAAGAAGCCCAUGUGGAUGUGAAGUUUCAGUUGCCAAUAUGAGCAAGACCUUGGUGGAUGGCUACGGGUAUUAAUGUGCUGUAAUCCUUUAUUAUACUGUGGUCUCUCCUAGUGUCCCUUUUCUUUUAAUGUGUGGAGAAUGUAAUCACCACACAGGCACACAUACCUUUGAAAGCAUCUGCUCUGCAUUUGAUUCUGCUGCUCAGAAUGGACUGUUUAUAUAAAGAAUGUCUGAUAGAAACUUACGGUGGUCUCUUUUCUUGCAGCCAUCUUUUUUGCUUCCUCUACAGAAUGUCACUUGAAGUAUGCCUGCUUUCUGGUGUUGGAUACAGAGUUCUUCAUUGAUAAGAGUUCUAUAAAUAAAAUUACUACAAAGAUAAAGCUUUAUUCUUUAGUAUAAAAAUAUAUCUAAUAACAGCCUCAUUAGGACAAUGGUAUGUUAUAACAAUGUUUUAUAUAAGAAAUAUUUAUCUUCAGCAUCAAAUGGCUCUUAAAUGUAUCAAUCAUUAUUUAUACACAGAACUUGGAAGCACUCCUCAGAACAUCUUUUAAGUAUUUUAGAGAAGUAACUUGCUGAUUAUUUGAACAUCGUUUUAAUUAUUACAGGACAAUGAUAAGUGCAAGUCGUCAUGAUUCUGUGGUGGUAAAAACACGCAGGUUGAUAAGAAAGGUACCUACUAAGACUUGGACAAAACUAGAAUGCUAGCUUAAGUCAAUAAAAGUUUCCCAAUGUAA